GAGAAUCUUUCUCUGUCGUAUUCUCUGAUUUUUGUGAGUUUUAUAAACAAACUAAAUGAGUGAAGAAGCACUGAAACCUGAAUCAUUCCACUAAUCCUCAGCGAAGAUGCGUUCACCUCACCUAAUCGCCUUCUUCUUCAUCAUCAUCAUCAGUCUUUUCGUUAGUGCUUCGAAAAGCGACGAUGGGUUCUGUUCAGCGCCUUCGAUCGAGGAGAAGCCGAAACCCAUUUAUUGGAAAGUCACGAAUCCAACACUCUCUCCUUCUCACCUCCAAGACUUGCCAGGUUAUACAAGAAGUGUAUACAAACCAGACCAUGCGUUAAUAACACCGGAAAGUCAUGUGUACAGCCCUUUGCCUGACUGGACAAACACACUAGGGGCGUAUUUGAUCACACCUGCAAUGGGUUCCCAUUUUGUCAUGUAUUUUGCCAAAAUGAAAGAAAUGUCAAGUUCAAGUUUACCUCCAAAAAACAUAGAGCGUCUUGUAUUUGUGGUUGAGGGUGCUGUGACACUGACUAACACAUCCAGUUCCUCAAUAAAAUUGACGGUUGAUUCAUAUGCAUACCUACCUCCAAACUUCCAUCAUUCUUUGGAUUGUGCCGAGUCUGCAACACUUGUUGUCUUCGAGCGGAGGUAUGAACUUCUAGGGAGUCACACAACAGAGCUUAUCGUUGGCUCCACAGACAAGCAACCACUACUUGAUACUCCCGGUGAGGUUUUUGAGCUGCGAAAACUUCUUCCUGUCUCCCUUGCGUAUGACUUCAACAUCCAUAUUAUGGAUUUUCAGCCCGGAGAGUUUCUCAAUGUUAAGGAAGUUCAUUAUAACCAACAUGGUUUGUUGCUUCUGGAGGGUCAAGGCAUUUAUCGCUUGGGAGAUAACUGGUAUCCAGUUCAGGCUGGUGAUGUCAUAUGGAUGGCUCCUUUUGUUCCUCAGUGGUAUGCUGCGCUUGGAAAGACUAGGUCUCGGUAUCUGUUGUAUAAAGAUGUGAAUCGGAAUCCAUUGUGAUCAAAGAUCCAAGUGAAUUGGUGGGAAGUAUGGAGAAGGCUUCUUUGCACUAGAAGCCAGAAUCUUGUUCUUUAGGUUUCGGUCUUAAAAGCCUCAUGUGUAUUCCAAGCAUCAGCUACUUUUGUUUUGCAUGAAUAAAACUUAUUUGAAAUGUCAGUUGCCUCUACUCCUUUCGCCAUAGUUUUUAUAUCUCUUGUUUUCUUUGACGUGCAUAACCUAACCAGUUUUUCCAGGGAUAGUUUUUUCAUUCUAGAAUC
Molecule: messenger RNA, 1263 nt
Organism: Eruca vesicaria subsp. sativa (arugula)
Lineage: Eukaryota; Viridiplantae; Streptophyta; Magnoliopsida; Brassicales; Brassicaceae
Source: the annotation of a GenBank genome assembly